Messenger RNA from Mugil cephalus (flathead mullet), 2156 nucleotides. It is a transcript of the gene ckmt1, whose product is annotated as creatine kinase, mitochondrial 1. Lineage: Eukaryota; Metazoa; Chordata; Actinopteri; Mugiliformes; Mugilidae. The coding region runs from base 122 to 1369 and encodes 415 amino acids. The record is from RefSeq and is a predicted model, not a curated record. Gene Ontology annotation, cellular component: mitochondrion. Gene Ontology annotation, molecular function: creatine kinase activity. Gene Ontology annotation, biological process: phosphocreatine biosynthetic process. The transcript has 9 exons.
CGACGCUCCCAAACCACCUGUCCCUCCCUCCCUCCCUGCGACUGUGGACAUAAGACCAUCUUCUUCCUCUUUUUUGUUUUAACCCCCGGCGGUAAAGAGAAUUUAAAAAAAAAAAAAAAAAAUGGCGAGCAGUUUCACAAGAAUCCUGUCCUCCAAACGAAACAUCGGGAUCCUGUCGCUGGUGGGGGGCUCCGUGACUGCAGGCUUUCUGCUCAACCGGGAACAUGUCAGCGCCGGGGUGCCUGUACGGAGGAGGUACCCCGCCAGUGCAGAGUACCCUGACCUGCGCAAACACAACAACUGCAUGGCUAGUCACCUGACACCUGCGAUCUAUGCCAAGCUGUGUGAUAAGGCCACUCCCAACGGUUACACGCUGGACGAGGCCAUCCAGACGGGCGUGGACAACCCCGGGCACCCCUUCAUCAAGACUGUUGGCAUGGUGGCAGGAGACGAGGAGUCCUAUGAGGUAUUUGCAGAUCUGCUCGAUCCCGUCAUCAAAGAGAGGCACAAUGGCUACGACCCCCGCACCAUGAAGCACCCCACCGACCUUGAUUCCAGCAAGAUCCAGUCGGGCCAGUUUGAUGAGCGUUACGUGCUGUCGUCCAGGGUGAGGACGGGCCGAAGCAUCCGCGGACUGAGCCUGCCCCCAGCGUGCACCCGGGCAGAGCGCAGGGAGGUCGAGAGGGUGGUGGUAGACGCCCUCGCUGGCCUUAAGAAUGACCUGGAAGGGAGGUACUACAGUCUCACCCAAAUGACAGACAAGGAGCAGCAACAGCUCAUUGAUGACCACUUCUUAUUCGACAAGCCCGUGUCCCCCCUGCUGACGUGCGCAGGCAUGGCUCGUGACUGGCCGGACGCUCGUGGCAUUUGGCACAACAACGAGAAGACAUUCCUGAUCUGGAUCAAUGAGGAAGAUCACACCAGAGUCAUCUCCAUGGAAAAGGGAGGCAACAUGAAGAGAGUCUUUGAGAGGUUCUGCAGAGGCCUCAAGGAGGUGGAGCGUCUGAUCCAGGAGAGAGGAUGGGAGUUUAUGUGGAACGAGAGGCUCGGUUACAUCCUCACCUGCCCCUCCAACCUGGGCACAGGGCUCAGGGCCGGAGUCCACGUCAAACUUCCCCUGCUGGGCAAGGACGCCCGCUUCAAUAAAAUCCUGGACAACCUGCGUCUGCAGAAGAGGGGCACAGGUGGCGUGGACACGGCUGCUGUCGGCGGCGUGUUCGACAUCUCCAACCUGGACCGCCUGGGACACUCUGAGGUCCAGCUGGUGCAGACAGUGGUUGAUGGCGUCAACUACCUGAUUGAGUGUGAGAAGAGGCUGGAGAGAGGCCAGGACAUCAAGGUGCCCCCGCCCAUCAAGCAGUUCAAGUAGACACUGAUCCCUCAUCUCCUCCCACAAACCUCUGGGCACACACACAUGCACAAUCUCCGUGCCCAUAGAUAUUACAAAUAUAUCUAUGUCAUUGCCUCACCUAUUACUACUAAUAAUCUAAUCACCCCUCCCCGCCCCACAAUAUACCUCACUGUUGUAUAAUCUACAUAAUAUUACAUGUCGCAAUCUGGCCUGAGAUUUGCAUUGGGUUUGAAGUUUGAAGUGUUAAGCCUGAUGCAGUAAAUUCAAACAAUGCUUUAAACUCAAAUUGAACCUUUUGCUCAAAAACGCUGGCAUAGAUCGAUAAGGAAGUACAAAUUGUGGGGCUGUUGUAAUUGGGUACGGAUAUCUGCCUGCGCAUGGCCCAACACUAUCUAUGGCUCUGCUCACACGCGCGCACCACUCCUCAGCCCACCAAUCCUCACUUCACCCUGCUUCAGUCCCUUCCUGACGCAUGUCCUGUACUCAGCCCGCCUCCUCCCCUCACUCCCGUGUCUCCACUGGUCAUGCCUAUUAUCUGGUGCUGGUGUACUCCAUCCAUUUACUCUCCAUUGUGGAUUGUGUGUACAUAGUUUCUUUUCACCAUUUCAAGUGGAUUUGAAUGUAGAUUAUGAGACUGAAGUGUUCUCUGUAUGUUCCUGGCGCUCUGGUGUCAGAUUAUGAUAUUACGACAUACACUGGCCAGGCUGGGCUCUGUAUUGUAAGCUACUGAAGCAAUAUCAUUCAAGCUCAUCAAUGAAUGUCACUCCGUACUGUCUUUUAAUAAAGAAUCAUCUAUUUAACAGUA